Molecule: messenger RNA, 759 nt
Organism: Rosa chinensis
Lineage: Eukaryota; Viridiplantae; Streptophyta; Magnoliopsida; Rosales; Rosaceae
Product: transport inhibitor response 1-like protein
Exons: 3
Coding region: 16-759 (247 amino acids)
Biological process (GO): SCF-dependent proteasomal ubiquitin-dependent protein catabolic process
Cellular component (GO): SCF ubiquitin ligase complex
Source: RefSeq, a predicted model, not a curated record
CCCUGGGUCUCCGCCAUGGCCAAGGCUUACCCUUGGCUCGAGAAAGUCUAUCUCAAGCGCAUGUCCGUAACGGACGACGAUCUGGCUCUGCUGGCCGAGUCGUUCCCCAGGUUCAAGGGCCUCGUUCUGGUUUGCUGUGAUGGAUUUGGGACCAGUGGCCUCGCUGUGGUCGCCAGUAAGUGCAGACAGCUUAGGGUGCUUGAUUUGAUUGAAUCUGAGGUUAUCGACGACGAUGUGGAUUGGAUAUGUUGUUUUCCUGAGAGCCAAACCUGUCUGGAGUCUCUGAUGUUUGAUUGCGUAGAAUGCCACGUAAAUUUCGAGGCAUUGGAGAGGCUGGUGAUUAGGUCAACUUCCUUGAAGAAACUUAGGUUGAACCGCUAUGUUUCAAUUGGGCAGCUACACCGCUUGAUGGUUAGAGCUCCACAGCUCACUCACCUAAGAACGGGCUCAUUCAGUUCAUUGGAGGGCAAUGCUCAGGGGGAUCAAGAACUGGAUUGUGUCUCUGCUUUUGCUGCUUGCAAAUCCAUAGUCUGUCUAUCUGGGUUCAAUGAGAUAUUUGUGGAUCAGUUGCCUGCAAUUUACCCCGUCUGUGCUAAUCUGACCAAUCUGAAUUUCAGCUAUGCAAAUAUCAGUGCAGAACAACUUAAACCAGUCAUACGAAACUGCCACAAGCUCCAGACUUUCUGGGUACUCGAUUCAGUAUGUGAUGAAGGCCUUAAGGCAGUGGCUGCAAUUAGCAAGGAACUGCGUGAACUUUAG